GGGGGUUUCACACAGGAAGAUGAUGGAAAAGAUGGAGCCCCCCGUUUCGCCGAGGCCCUCGACCCCGGCGGGUAGCGACAGGCUGAGCCCUGCACAGACUGCGUCUCCGGACAUUAGCAGCCCCCCAGCUAACGAGGUGGGGGGCCGGGAAGACACGGCUCACGGUAGCCCGACCGCAGAGGCCCCCGUGCAGUUCACAAGCCUGGCGCCCGAGCCCGUUGCCGUGGAGACGGCUGGAUCUCCUACCGCCGCUCCAUCCCAUCUUCCACCUGCUGCGGACCCAACCCCCACCCCUGGCACCCCAGCCAGCCCCCCCCUUGCCGCGCCCUUCUCUGUGUCUCUCCCCCCAAACAUCCCAGUGAUCAGCCUCGGGCACAGCAAGCCGCCCAUCCCUCCCAUCGCCAUGGGGGGUACCCAGCUGACCGCUCUGCACCCCAUCCCCACCCGGUCUCACGGCUCCGCAGAUGCCCGGCUGGCCCAACUUGCCUCCCUGUCUGCCGCAGGCCCGGGAGUCCCAGUGCCUUCAUCUGGCCCCCUACUACCCCCGCAGUACCUUCCCGGACACCCGUUCUUCAACAGCUCUUACCUGGGUCCUUCAGGAAACUACGCCCUCUUUACCAACAGCCGCAUAAAGAGACGGCCUUCGUCGCACUUUGAGCUGGAUCUCACGGAGGGUCCUCCUCAGAAGCUGGCGCGACGGGUCUUCACCAACAGCCGUGAGCGCUGGAGGCAGCAGAACGUGAACGGCGCCUUCUCCGAGCUGCGCAAGCUCAUCCCGACGCACCCACCCGACAAGAAGCUCAGCAAGAACGAGAUCCUACGGCUGGCCAUGAAGUACAUCAACUUCCUGGUCAAGCUUCUUCACGACCAGGCCAGCGAUAGGCCAGGCGAGGGGGACGAGGGAGGACAGAAGGAGCGGUGCACAGAGGAAGACAGGCUGAGGAAGGGCAAUUCAUGGAACACCUGCCCCCGCUCACGUUGCGAGAGCCCCCCGCUGGCUCCUCGUCCACCCUUGGUUGUCGAUCUACCCGACAGGGACUCCUGUGAAUCUAUGAGCGCCCAGGCCACCUCCCCCACCUCCAGCUGCUACGGGGACACGGACAGCGAGGAGAGCCUGGCAGCCAAACACUCAGAGAUGGAGAGCCGUGCGUUUGGCCUGGAUCAGGACAAAGAGCAGCUGAGGGCAGUGGCCACAGCUGACCAGCGAUGACACCCCGUCGCCGCAGUGACAAUCGAUCCUGUAGCCCCCAGGAGUGACAGUGUGUACACCCUUCCCCUUAUCCUUCUAUUCCUGUGCUAUUUCUGUGGUAAUGGCUGCCAUAUGAUGUGUGUAAAUACAAUUGUGUGCGAUUUCAUUGCCGAGCCAGUUCUUUUUAAAGGCUGCGUGGUUUUUUCGAGCUCUUUAUUGUCGGCAGGACAGUCACACCCAAGGUUUAAUAUUAGCCGUUUGUCCCAGUCCAGCUUUGACAAUGGCGUCCAGUUGAAACGAGCGUGUCGUCCGUAGCACCCCGUAAUCCGCUGAGAUUUCUGGCUGGGUGUGGUGGAAAGUUAACGUGCUCUCACGCUGGGCUGACCGGCGGUGCCCCGAAAGAGCUGUAGUUUCUGCGGGGGAUUUUUUUUUUUUUUGUUUUUUGCGGCCCAGAACUCAGUCAUCGUUGGGAAGGAAAACAACACCACCUGGUUUUAGACUCUCCAGCGAGAUAUUCUCUGGAAAGAUUCUGAAUCAGCAAGCGAUCCACAUCUGCUAAAGCAAGGAGUCUUGUUUCCUAUCCGAACGGUCGCUCUGAUCCAUCGGUCGAGCGCUGGGGAUCUGCGGUCACCGCUGGACACUCGAGGCUGGACAUCGCCUACCUGACGGCUCGGCCAGAGAGGUUCCGGAGCGCAGGGAGUGGCACGUGUUUAUGAGGUAUCGCAUCGUCUCAUCUCUGGAGCGGACGAGCCCGCUGAGACCGUAUCAGCAGAGGGUGACCUGCGUUUUCAUCACAGCUGCUGCGUGUGGCAGCGGUCUGCCGCGAGAUCUGUGGAGAACAGCGUACCUUCCUCUUCUGCAGCCUGCCAUCCCCCAAGGCAGCCUGCGUUGCAGCGAGCGGAAGUUGGGCAGCCCGUUUUCUUAGUCCACUGUUCCCCAUUCCACAUCCUCAAUUCACAUAGAAAAGACUGCCUUUUCAGCAAGAGCCGGCACUUUCUCCACCCAUUCGAAGUGGCACUGAGGGGAAUGGGCAGGAACACCUCGGGCGAACCGCAAAGCACAGCGUGACUCCUCGGGGUAGGCCUUCUCCAAGAGUAAUGUCCAGAUGUGCUACCGGAGUCUUCCCUUCUGCUUGUCGGCAACUGCGCGAAUUAGGAAAUGUAGACGAGGGGUGUCAAGGGGUGCAGCGGUUAGUGCUGCUGCCUUUCUAUGUGUGUGGGGGUUGCUGGUUCAAAGCCCACCUCCAGCUGCA
Molecule: messenger RNA, 2441 nt
Organism: Scleropages formosus (Asian bonytongue)
Lineage: Eukaryota; Metazoa; Chordata; Actinopteri; Osteoglossiformes; Osteoglossidae
Gene: lyl1
Product: LYL1 basic helix-loop-helix family member
Exons: 3
Coding region: 20-1210 (396 amino acids)
Biological process (GO): regulation of transcription by RNA polymerase II
Molecular function (GO): DNA-binding transcription factor activity, RNA polymerase II-specific; RNA polymerase II cis-regulatory region sequence-specific DNA binding; protein dimerization activity
Source: RefSeq, a predicted model, not a curated record